GGACAUGUGGUGACUGAGUAAGAGUCGGGCGACGACUGUAUUCAGUGUCCAUUCCAUGGCUGGAGGUUUGGCGGAGACGGACAGUGCAAACGCAUACCUAAUCUCAACCAGUCUGAGUUAAAUACAGUGAAAGCUGUGGUAAAGAAAUGGCAGACAAUAGAGAGGAAUGAAUUGAUAUAUGUUUGGCACCACUCGGAGGAUAAGGACCCCAAUCACUACCCCCAGGAUUUUCUCGGAAAAAACUAUCACAAUCUAUCAUUGAUAGGGAGUUUUCUCAGACUUGUGCAUUGUAACUAUCAGAUUAUAAUGGAGAAUGCGUCCGACCUACAGCACUUUCAUUACGUACAUCAGGAGCUCAUACCACACAUAACUAGUCUAAAAUUUUUAUUUGAUAGCUCUGAUGGCACAGAGACGGAGCAUACAAUCACAAGUAAAAUGACCAUAUAUUUCCUCGGCGUGGAGUUGGUCACUGUACCCAUUAAACUGUGUCACGUGUCACCAGUGACUGAACUCCUAUACAUUGGCACAGAGGACUUAAUGUUGGGCCCUAUUGAUUCGGAUGCUGUUAUAAUGGUUAAUUCUCUAAAACUUCAGCGCUCGAUAUUGACUCGCAAUGACGAGGCAAUGGUCAGGUGGCGGCGCUUUUGUCAAAAGUUUUACACUAAAAAAUUGGUUUCGUCU
This is a messenger RNA of Medioppia subpectinata, 681 nucleotides long. The record is from the annotation of a GenBank genome assembly. NCBI's taxonomy places the organism in Eukaryota, Metazoa, Arthropoda, Arachnida, Sarcoptiformes, Oppiidae.